Prorocentrum cordatum is the source of this 4320-nucleotide messenger RNA. Lineage: Eukaryota; Dinophyceae; Prorocentrales; Prorocentraceae. The record is from the annotation of a GenBank genome assembly.
GACUUCCGUUUCCGAAUCUACACUCUCGGCGCAGGGGUCCAGUAUUGUAGAUUCCGUGAGGAGUAUUGUCCAUCCUGCAAGUGCUACUUCGUCGGCAAUUGGAUGUACAAGAAGAAUGCGGGCAUCGGCGGUCGCGCAAACUUCGGCAAGAUGUCUGGCAUCACCGCCGUGUCCACGAAGGCGGCCUUGCCGUACGUCGUGGUGGCCCGGGAGAAAGCGUGGUACGCGGUGGACCUGCAGCUGUUGCAGUUCAUAACUGAUGAUUUGCAACACAGCGGAGGCACGUUCACAUCUGCCAUCCACGUGUGGGCCAAGCAGCACCCAGGGCGCGAGCAGCAAAACCUCAUCCUGGGCGACUUCAUGACGCAGACAGACAACACGCGCGUGCGUCUGGAGGACGCCUGGUACAUGCACAAUGCAAUUCGUCUGGCAGGAGCCAACGCUGAGAGUAUUGAGUGGUCUUUCACGGAGAGCGGAAUAGAGCGCGCCCUUACGAAUAUUGCGGCAUGCGUGCGAAGGGCGCACCUGGCGCGCAUCGCGGAGCACGUGCGGACGUGCCCGAAAUGCGUUGACAAGCUCGUGGUGUUGCUUGAUGGCAAGCACGGCGCCCGCCGAUUCAUCUGCGGCGGCUUGGAGGGCUAUGAACCCAUGGAGGGCCUGGAGUUGGAGUUGUACACUGGCUGCCAACGGAAUGCCCCCACGAAACAAUUCUUUUGCAAGUUCUGCCGCCCGUCCAAGAUAGAGCAAGCGCACUUGAUACCCCAGAAGGAGAUCUUGGGCGUCGCUCCUCCAGGACCGGCCGCUGACGGCGACUCCGCGCUGCGGUACGUGGUGAGCUGCUACGACCCCGAUUUGCCAGAACGCCCCUUCGAGGUGCACUUGCCGCGAGCCGAGGUGGAGAAGGACUUGUUGGCGAAGUUCGAGAAGUCGCUGCUUCGGAGCCGGGGCGAUCACGGCAACAAGAAGUCGCGCCCGGCGUGGAUCAAGGGAAGCCGGCAAUUUGCGCGCUGGCUGAGGAAACAGGCGCCGGCUUGUGAGCCGGCCAGCUCGGUCGCGGCGAGCAAUGGCGCAGGCGCCCGGGGCGGGGCAAAGAAGGCUCGGCGUGGCUCUGCUUCUCGGGCGCCUGCCCGGAAGGCUGCCCAGGCGGUCAGGAGUGGCAAGGGCAAGGCCGCGGGCAUUUCCCGCCGAUCAGGAAGAGGGAGUGCCAGCGGGGCCUUGGCCACGGCACCGAAGCGGUCAGCUCCAGCCAAGUCGAAGAAGCGGCCGGCGGCGGCCGAUGUGAGCAGCAGCGCAAGCAGUGCCCACUCAUUGAGGAGCCGCUGCAAGGGAUGGCUUGCUCUGGACAGCAAGCAGGAGGAAGCUAUCCAGGCGUGCGGCGUUGACAAACUCCACGGGAGCAACAAAGUCAGACGCUGCACUGGAGGCAUCGUGACAGCAGUAACAUCGUGCGGCAUGCUGGUGGACUGGAUGGAGCUCUUCCGGGGCGAGUCCAUCGAGCUGCUAUAUGCGUUCGCGCUGCGGCUUCACAAGGAUGGCCGCGAGCUGGGCUUCGUCAUUGCGGCCCUGGGGUACGACAAUGCGUGCAAGCUUCUGUCACUUGCCCGGGCGAAGGAAACGCAGUUCCUACCAUGGACGAAGUCUUUCGUGGAGGAAGUGCGGAUGGUGUUGGACAGGUUCCACCGGGACAACCACACCUGGUGUUUGAACAACAUGCCAGAAGUGGACCCCCUGAGGCCAGAUAAUGCCAAGUUGUUGGACAAGAAAAACACGGAGGCAUGUGAGCAGUUGAACUCUUGGAUCAGCGGGAGGACACGGAGUGGCCUCGAGAUGACGCGGGGGCACUUCCAGAUGCACUGGUGGAUCCUUUUUGACGCCCACAACCAAUGGCUCGAGCGAGAAGCGGCAUGCGAGCGCAGGCGUUGCGAGGCGGGGCCCAUGCAGCGCCGGGAGAGUCGCCGCCCGGGUCGCGGCGCAGACGCAAGCCAACAGUUGCCAGCAAUGACGAAAGGAGAAAUCCGGACCUUGUACCGCAUCCUGGAGAACCAGAACCCGUUCCCCGAAGAAGCUGCGCGCCGGGCGACGCCACUCAUGUGGAAGGUGGCCUCGGCGCUGGGCAAGGCGACAUCUCUGCACGCUUCGUGUGUCUACGUCCACCUCAUGAUUCUGGUAGCCACAACGCUUGGGGCAGUUCAACUCAGGUACGGUGGCAUACUAUCCCGACACUGCAACUUGCUCAUGCUACAGCAUGGCGAACCUGGCGACGGAAAAUCAAUCGCCCUCUGGCUGGACGUGCAGGUGUUAGGAUUCUACGACAUGAUACGGGAGAGGCGCUCCAAGAAGAAGUACGAGGAUGCCGCCCAGAAGCACAAGGACGACCCAGACAAUAACCCAGAGCCAGCAAAAGAACACGCCAAAGACACGAUCUUCAACAAGGGUACCUUCAUCGGUCUCGGGAACUUCAUGCAGGCGCAAGGGGAAACGGCGUUUCUCGCGCUGCACGAGGGGAAGACGUGGCUACCGCAGACCUUCGACAACGGGCCAGGCGGCGGCAUCGAUGAUCUGAACCAGAUUCACGAUCAUGAUCUGUACAAGAACCACCCUGGGAACACGCAGAACCGUUUCUUGGUGCGGAACCCGCACUUGUGCGGUGCGGUCAUGAUGCACAUUGAGGAAGUGUACGAGCAAGCACAGAAGCCCGACACAACAGCAGGCAUGAUGAGAUUCCUGAUCGGCCACUUCACCGCCGUCGUGAACAAGAUCCUACCCGAUGUACCAGCACCUCAGGUGGCGCGCCUCCUGGAGGACGAUCCAGAUUACUUCAACGACUUGGAAUACGACCAUGUAGUGACCGCUAUCGGGAAGGUUAUGCUGACGGCCUCGGCGCUGUACGUACGGGGAGAGGAGCGCCCGGACGAGAAGAACAAGAAGAACAGGUACUCCAAGGUGCGUGGGACGCAUUUUCUGCCGUGGGCUGAGGACGUGAUGGAGCACUUCCGCAAGCAAUUCAACUCGGCUGCGGACUACGUGCGGGAGGAGGCGCGCGCGUCGAAGGGCGCGGACGAAGACAGUGGAUAUGCCACUGCGCGGAAGGACAUGACGAGGACGCUCCAGUUCAUCCCGCCUUUGGACAUAGGCGAGAAGGUCAUCGACUACUUGCUGCAGAAGGCUGGCAAGACGCCGGACAUGAUCAGGGAGAUGACCGGCGAGGAGAUCGUGAACUGCCUCGGGGAGGGCGAGGUGCCUCUUGACUUCGUGGACUCCGUGGACCGGGUCGCCGUCGCCCCGGAGAUUCAGGGGCCAACGCCGCAUUUCCGGAACCCUUUGUCCUCUGGGUCCCAGGGCCAGCCCGCGCAGGUCGCCCAGAACUGGGACAUGAAGGCUUUCGCGCAGAAUCCAUGCACGACAGAGGUCCAGAUCCACGCCGCACACGUGGACCUCAUCCUCUUGAGCAUGAUGGGCUUCCUCGCAGUGGGCCCAGGCCGCGCGACCCUCGCAGCGUACAGGCGGGACAGCGAGAGCUUCGUCAAGGCGUGCAACAGGAUGCUGGAUUGGGACCCGGACGUAUCCAUGGAGGAAUUGCGGCAGAUUGCGCCAGAAGCCGACGAGGACUCGGUGGCGGGUGACCAUUCUGUUGCCGACAGGCUCUGCCGUGGCGUGAAGGACCUGUUGGAGGGCAAGGCGGUGGACUUCGCGAGCUUGCAGUCGAUCGAAGCGCCCCACGCCGAUAAUGUACCGCUUGAGCCCAUCCCCGCAUCCCAAGUAGUCCCGGCGACGCCUCCAGAGGCAACGGGGGCGGCGGUGCCUGGUGAACAGGCGAAGGGAGUGGCGGGACUAACCCAAGCUGCGUCCGGGGUCGAUGAGACUGAGGGAUCGGGGUCGCGGCCGUUGAAGAAGUUGCGCAUGGAGCCGCCCCUGCAGGCGGAGGAGUUCAAGACAGAUGCCGGACUGAAGAAGAGGAUGUUGCUGUCGGUGCUGCAGUCGUCGCAAGAUCCGCACACCUUGAGCAAGAAUGCGAGCUCCUUCAGGGGCAACGCUGACACCGUCGAAGCGGCGCUCCGCGUGGUGUUCCGCUUCCUGGCGGCUGCUGGGCUGGCUGUGUGGAGCCAGGGUAAGAGCAACAGCGGCGUCUCCGUGCGGGGCCCGCCCCAAGUGCACGCCGAGGCAGUGUGCAAUGAGAUCGCGGAGAAGCUCGGGUUGCAAGCCCGUGCCAAGAGCAAGCUGCAGGAGAGCUUGGUCGCGAAAGCCACGGAGGGCGACUUCAACGUGGACGAGUUCAAGCGCGUGAGCGCGCUGCUGGGCGACAGCCUGAAAGAAGCGUGA